AUGGGCAAGAUCAGUGGCAUCUUUCUUCUGCUUCUGGCGGUGUUCAUCGCUGGAAAUGAUUGUGCCUUUGCCAAUGAUGACGGGUUCAACAUAAAGAAAGAAGACGACAUUCCGGUGGAAGCUGUGAUCAGGGAAAACCGCGCAAAUUCUCGAACUGUAUAUGUAAGCGCAGAGAGUAAUUACACCAUAACCUCUACCAACUACCCGAGCAACUAUCCCAACAACGCUGAUGACAUCUGGUAUCUUCAGACUGACAAAGGUCGUAGAAUCCAGCUCACAUUCGUUUCCUUUCAACUCGAGUCUGGGUGGGACAUCCUGAGUGGGGGCGAUGGUGAGGACGCAUCCACAGCGCAGCUCUUUUCCCAAUCUGGGAGCGCGAUACCUACUGACAAGGUUUCAUCAGGAAACAAGAUGUGGCUGAGGUUCACUUCAGACGGCAGUGUCGCCUAUCAAGGGUUCAAUAUUGUUGCCCGAAGCGUCGCAAUAACAGACUACAUCACUGAACCAUCCUACUCCGGCUGCAGUUCAUACCAAUGGACAUGCUACUACAACGGUCAAUGUAUUCAAGACUACCAAAGAUGCAACGGAAACUCUGACUGCUACAAUGGCGAAGAUGAAUACGACUGUUACAACUACAUCACUCAAUCAUCCUACUACGGCUGCAAUUCAUAUCAAUGGACAUGCACCAUGGGUCAAUGUAUUCCAGACUACCAAAGAUGUGACGGAAUCCCAAACUGUGACUACGGCGAGGAUGAAUACAACUGUUACAACUACAUCACUGAACCAUCCUACUACGGCUGCAGUUCAUACCAAUGGACAUGCUACUACAACGGUCAAUACUACAUCACUGAACCAUCCUACUACGGCUGCAGUUCAUACCAGUGGCAAUGCUCCUACAACGACUACAUCACUCAAUCAUCCUACUACGGCUGCAAUUCAUAUCAAUGGACAUGCACCAUGGGUCAAUGUAUUCCAGACUACCAAAGAUGUGACGGAAUCCCAAACUGUGACUACGGCGAGGAUGAAUACAACUGUUAUGACUACAUCACUGAACCAUCCUACUACGGCUGCAGUUCAUACCAGUGGCAAUGCUCCUACAACGACUACAUCACUCAAUCAUCCUACUACGGCUGCAAUUCAUAUCAAUGGACAUGCACCAUGGGUCAAUGUAUUCCAGACUACCAAAGAUGUGACGGAAUCCCAAACUGUGACUACGGCGAGGAUGAAUACAACUGUUAUGACUACAUCACUGAACCAUCCUACUACGGCUGCAGUUCAUACCAGUGGCAAUGCUCCUACAACGACACUUUCGCCUGUGCUAAUGGUGAUGAAAUCCCCAUGAGGUAUACCUGCGAUCGCAUCAUCGACUGCCUCUAUGGUGAAGAUGAGUGGCAGAACUGCGACGACAAUGAAGUCAAGAGGGACAACAUUGAGACCUAUCCGCGACGGGAAGAGCUUUUGUCGAAAGCGCAGAAGACCGAUGACCACGACCAGUAA
Molecule: messenger RNA, 1497 nt
Organism: Patiria miniata (bat star)
Lineage: Eukaryota; Metazoa; Echinodermata; Asteroidea; Valvatida; Asterinidae
Product: low-density lipoprotein receptor-related protein 2-like
Exons: 13
Coding region: 1-1497 (498 amino acids)
Cellular component (GO): plasma membrane
Molecular function (GO): protein binding
Source: RefSeq, a predicted model, not a curated record